Molecule: messenger RNA, 2850 nt
Organism: Ostrinia furnacalis (Asian corn borer)
Lineage: Eukaryota; Metazoa; Arthropoda; Insecta; Lepidoptera; Crambidae
Exons: 2
Coding region: 1051-2850 (599 amino acids)
Cellular component (GO): nucleus
Molecular function (GO): DNA binding
Source: RefSeq, a predicted model, not a curated record
GACAGGAUCGAUCGAUGUGCAUGUAAGUGUAUCUAAUGGAGGUGGAGGCUUGUUGCCACGCAUGGCAUCAAGCAACCGUCCAGAAUUUAAUGCGGAUAUUUCAGCAAAUAUCGCUAAUGACGUACAAAUAUUAUUUCUCUCGUACUCUAAGUCUACUUACUAAUUUAGUACUGCAAUUACAGUAGCCAAUAUUACAGUAGUCAGUUUCUUUAUACUAACUAUGAAAAGCUAAAUGAUUUUUAUUUAUAGGUAGGUAUAUCUUAACCAUAUUAAUCAUUACUAAUUUUAUGCUUGAGUGAACGUGUUUGUGUACUUAUUUUUUGCUUCAUAAUAUUCACUAAGUUAUUUCUUUUUUAGCUUCAUCGACUUAAUUAUUAAUUCCAUCAACUUAAGUAUUAUACUUUACAAAGCUUACAAGACUGACAACCCUUUAAAUUGUUAAACUACUUACUCGUAUUUAAGUCCCUGUCUUUAAAAGUUUCAAUUUAAAUAUCAAUAACAAAAGAGAUACCAGUCGGCAACUGCGUGGGAUGAAAAGAUGCGUAGUUACCCCAGACAUUCGAGACCAAGAGCACCUCACAAGGGCAGCCAAAGUUACCUCCACAAUAAGGCAGACAGUUAUAGUCUAGGAUCCCACAUGAUUAAUUUACGCCAAUCUGAACUACCAAAUAUUUUUUUUUUAUCAUUUAAAAACUGCGAUAGUUUCCACGUUUUCAAAUUAAUUAUCUGUGCUGAGAAUGGGCCCGCAUAGUAAAAUUGUAUCAUGACAAAAUAUCGCUCUAGAAGACAAGUUCUUCAAUACAAAAACGACUCUACCUUCUACAAAAGCUCGCAGAAAUUAUCAAAUCAAAUUAUGAAAGAUAGGAUGUAUGGCGUGCCUGGAAAUAUCUAGGUAUGGAAAUUAAUUUGUAUGUUUAAUCUUUAGUCACAUAAUUAUAACCUCUGUGCCUAUUACACAUCAAUAAGUACUUAUACCUAAAUAAAAUCGGCGUUAGUUUUCUAGUUAUACACGUUUUCGUCAUUCUUUGAUUUCUAAACACGGAACUAUAAAUGGCAAUUCUAUGCUGCCUAAGUCUGUCCUUGAGAGAAGUGAAGCUAUCCUUGGACCGGGAUGAAAUUAAUAAGAAGAACUUUAGCCCUCAGAGUAGUGAACAAAUCAAAUAUCUCCCAUUCCCCCCCGGCGCCCCUGGCGUACGCACGUGCCCUAGGUAUAUUUUCAAAAAACUGCGAGCUCGAUCUGUAUUCAAAAUGCCCAACAAACCAAAACAGAAGAAAACCGUGAAUUACCCUCCAGAAUCUUUAGUAGCAGCUUUAAAAGAUAUAAGAGAGGACGGACAAGGUAUAAGAGAAACGUGCCGAAAAUAUGGGAUUCCUAGAACGACUAUACAAGACAGAAUAAGUGGUAGAAGAACUGAUAAAAUAAGAAACAGAGGCCCAGCACCAAUAUUGGGGAAUACUGGGGAACAACAAGUUGUUGAAUGGUUAAAUAAUAUUGCCAAGUGUAAUUUUCCAGUGAAGAAGCAGGAAAUAUUAGACACGGUCCAGAAAAUUCUUCAAGAUCUCAAACAACCUAACCCGUUUAAAGGUGGUCGCCCCGGUCAGACGUGGCAUUUAGGUUUCCUUAAAAGAAACCCUGAAAUUUCACGUCGAUCUGCCGAAGGCAAAAACAAAGCUCGUGAACGUGCGACUGAAAAGUCAAUACGGCAAUGGUUUCAAGAGCUUGAAACUUUUUUAUCCGAAUCAAGACAAUCCGAGAUUCUACAGGAGCCAGAAAGAAUAUUCAACUGCGCUGAAAGUGGAUUCUUGUUAUGCCCCGAAACAGGAGAACUUCUUGGACCAAAAGGUUUUGGCAAUGUACAUCAGAUUGAGGCUGGAGAUGAAAACGAUAUUUUGACUGUCUUACUGACUUUAAAUGCUAGUGGGCAAGUGUGUCCACCUCUGGUGAUCUUUCCGUAUCUGCGUUUACCAAAAGCAGUCACUGAUAAUACGCUUAAAGAGUGGACUUUCGGGAAGAGCGAAACUGGCUGGAUUAAUAAUGAUAUAUUCUAUGAAUACAUCGUUAAUAAUUUUAAUUCAUGGUUGGAGAAAAAUUACACCAAAAGACCUAUUUUGCUUCUUACUGAUGGAUAUAAAACUCCUAUGUCCCUAACGCUAAGUUCUGUGUGUGAGAAAUUGGGAAUAAUAUUAUAUUCCCUACCUCCAAACUCUACACAAAUCUUACAGCCUGCAAUCAUCACUGUUUUAGGGCCUUUAAAAGCCAACUGGAGAAAUGUCGAGAAAAAAUUCUUGACAAAACCCGAAAAUUUUAAUAUACCGGUGAUUUGUUCACUUUUCAAGGAAAUCAUUGAUGCCCCAGAGUUACCAACCAAUAUAAUUAAUGGAUUUAGGAAAUGUGGCCUAUUCCCCUAUAAUCCAGACGCAGUGGACUACACAAAAUGUGAGAAAAACACCAUGGAGUCACCUGAUCGACUAGAAGAUAAUGAAGAAACUAGAGUAACUGAUCAAGACGUUGAUUCUACACAAAAAGUCUUGACCAAUUUAACACCAAUCCUUAAAAAGAAGAAUGUGGACGUUGAAUUUAUUUUGAGUGAAGUGAACAAAUUGAGAAAAACGGAGCCCGAAGAACCACAAAUCUUGUCUGCAAAUGUUCGCCUAUACAGUUCUGUAUUAAACACUGGUAUGGAUGAUUACACACAUUAUUCUAGACCUUACAUACUUGAUAAUAAUCCAUUUUUUCUACCACCACCAGUAGACGACAUUUCGGUAGAAACCGAUGAUGAAGAGGUUCAGUAUAAUUCACGUUAUAUAGAACCAGUAAGAAAUGUGGAAAGAAAAUGCAUACUGUUUUAA